Molecule: messenger RNA, 1586 nt
Organism: Mercurialis annua (annual mercury)
Lineage: Eukaryota; Viridiplantae; Streptophyta; Magnoliopsida; Malpighiales; Euphorbiaceae
Product: BTB/POZ and TAZ domain-containing protein 4
Exons: 7
Coding region: 266-1423 (385 amino acids)
Molecular function (GO): protein binding
Source: RefSeq, a predicted model, not a curated record
AUUUAGGAGAGAGAGAUAAAAGAAGGAAAGAGAUCUCUCAUCUUUGUAACCUCAUCACCCUUUCUUAUUCUUCUGUUUUUUUUUUUCUUCUGAAUUUUGGGUGUAGGUGUGGAGAGAGAUCUCUAUUAUUUUCUUUUUGUUUUUCAAUUGAUCUUUUUCUUGUUUGUGUUAUUUUCUAAAAUAAAAUCAAGAAAAUUAAAUUAUCCAAAUUCUUGUUUCUUGAGGAUAAAGACUCAUCUUUCUUGAUCUUUUCUUUUCUUUGCUUAUGGAAAAUGCAGGGUUCAUAUUGGAUCCAUAUGAAAAACCUGCCCUAGUUGACAAGAAAGAGCCACCAUCGCCGCCUGCAUUACCUUGUCCGGCGAGUACCAGUCAUCACGGAAGAACGUUACCGGGAGAAUACCGGAAAAGAGGACGUUUCUGUAUGUAUGACAAAGCAAAGAAUACGUUGGAACGGUUGUUUGAUGAAGGAUAUAGAGCGGAUGUUACCAUUAUUACAGAAAAUGGUGGCUCCAUCUAUGCACAUGCCAAUAUUCUUGGAAUUGCUUCUCCGGUGAUGAAAGGCAUGUUAAAACAAGCAAAAGGUAGAGGUCGACAACGAUCAAUCUCAAUUCGGGGCGUUCCUCACGACGCAGUUCGAGUUUUUCUUCGAUUCUUAUACUCUUCCUGCUAUGAGAAGGAAGACAUGGAGGAAUUUGUGUUGCAUUUAUUGGUACUAUCGCAUGUGUUUGUUGUUCCUGAUUUGAAAAAUAUAUGCAUUCACAACUUAAUCCGAGGUUUUCUUACAACUGAAAACGUUGUAGACAUUCUUCAACUCGCAUUAUUAUGCGAUGCUCCUCGGCUUAGCCUCGUAUGUCAUCGCAUGAUUCUGGCCGACUUCCGGGAAAUCUCGACGACUGAGGGAUGGAGGGCCAUGAGACAGAGCCACCCUGUGCUUGAAGAAGAACUUGUUAACUCCAUGGUUGAUGAAACCAAUAGGCAAAAAGAGAGGAACAGAAAAUCAAAAGAAAGAAAAAUCUACCUACAACUAUACGAAGCAAUGGAGGCUCUUGUUCAUAUUUGCAGGGACGGUUGCAGAACAAUCGGACCGUACGAUAAAGACCUGAGAAAUAGCCAGUCGCCUUGCAAUUACGCCGCAUGUAAGGGACUCGAGCAGCUCGUCCGCCAUUUCUCCACCUGCAAGUUACGGAUCCCCGGCGGUUGCGUCCAUUGCAAGAGAAUGUGGCAGCUUUUUGAGCUUCAUUCUCGUCUUUGCGCCGAUUCUGAUGCAUGCAGAGUACCUUUGUGCAAGAAUUUCAAGGUGAGGAUAAGAAAGCAAAGCAAGAAAGAUGAGAUUAAGUGGAAAAUACUUGUGAAAAAGAUAAGCAAAACAAAAAGAAUUGGAGGGUCGCCAUUCUUUUCAUCACCAAUUUCCUCAUAUUCUUGAUCAAAGUCAAUAUUAAUUUCAGAGUGUAAAUUUGUUGUAUCUCUCUCUCUAUGUACAAGUUAGGAACAAUAUUAAUUGAAACAUUGUUAGGUUUUUCAAAAACAAAUCAAUCCGAUUGAUAAACAUAAUUUGGUUAUAUUUGAAAGUAUAGACAUUUUCACAA